This is a messenger RNA of Malassezia pachydermatis, 1554 nucleotides long. Its product is annotated as atp-binding cassette transporter mitochondrial. The transcript has a single exon. Gene Ontology annotation, cellular component: mitochondrial inner membrane. The record is from RefSeq and is a predicted model, not a curated record. Lineage: Eukaryota; Fungi; Basidiomycota; Malasseziomycetes; Malasseziales; Malasseziaceae. Gene Ontology annotation, molecular function: ATP hydrolysis activity; ATP binding; ABC-type transporter activity. The coding region runs from base 1 to 1554 and encodes 517 amino acids. Gene Ontology annotation, biological process: transmembrane transport; intracellular iron ion homeostasis.
AUGCGCAAUGCCGUAUUUGCCAAUGUGGCUCAGCGUUCCAUCCGUACCAUUGCUCGCAAUGUGUUUACUCAUCUUCUUGCCAUGGAUCUGAGCUGGCAUCUUAGUCGUCAAACUGGUGGCCUGACCCGUGCCAUUGAUCGUGGCACCAAGGGUAUUGCAUUUUUGCUUCAAUCCAUUGUCUUCCAUAUCGUACCUACUGCAUUGGAGAUUUCAUUGGUUUGCGGGAUCCUCACCUACAACUGCGGUGCAUCUUUCGCUAGUGUGGCUGGCCUAACCAUGUUGGCUUAUGCUUGGUUCACGGUUCGCACUACGAGCUGGCGUACACAAUUCCGCCGGCAAGCCAACGCAGCUGAUCAGCGCGGUGCUACAACGUCGCUUGACUCUUUAAUUAACUUUGAGUCGGUGAAAUACUUUAACAAUGAACAGCAUGAGAUCAAGAAAUAUGAUCUUGCAAUGAAGGACUACGAAACAGCUAGCGUUCGCGUGGCCACAAGUCUUGCUGCUUUGAACUCUGGCCAAAAUGCUAUUUUUUCCACCAGUUUGACACUAAUGAUGUUGAUGGCAGCACAGGGUGUCGCUAAUGGUACCAUGACCAUCGGUGAUUUAGUCAUGGUGAACCAAUUGGUAUUCCAGCUCUCACUGCCUUUAAACUUUUUGGGCUCUGUAUACCGUGAGCUUCGUCAAAGCUUGAUUGACAUGGAAACAAUGUUUAACCUGCAAAAGCAACAGACGACUGUGAAAAACAAAGAAAAUGCACCGGUAUUGCCGCCUGUUCGGGGCGAGAUUCGUUUCGAGAAUGUGACAUUUGGAUACCACCCUGAUCGUCCCAUCCUGAAAAACUGCUCGUUUACGAUCCCUGCGGGCAGCAAAACAGCCCUAGUUGGUCCGUCAGGUUGUGGUAAGUCGACCAUUUUCCGCCUUUUGUUCCGCUUCUAUGAUCCCCAAGGUGGUAAGAUUUAUAUUGAUGGACAAGAUAUCGCCAAUUAUGAUUUGGAAAGUGUAAGAAAAGCCAUCGGUAUUGUACCUCAAGACACAACACUAUUUAAUGCAUCUAUUUGGGACAAUGUGAAGUAUGGUCGUCUCUCUGCUACCGAUGAUGAAGUACGUCACGCUGCUAAACUCGCUCAUGUGGAUCGUAUUGUGGCCAAUUUACCUAAUGGCUAUGACACUUUGGUGGGUGAGCGUGGUCUAAUGAUUUCUGGUGGCGAGAAGCAGCGCUUGGCUAUUGCACGGAUGCUUCUGAAAAAUCCUAGCAUUUUCUUCUUUGAUGAGGCUACAUCUGCAUUGGAUUCGCACACUGAGACAGGUUUGAUGCGAAAUGUGAACAGUCUAUUGCAGGACAUGCAUCGCACCUCCAUCUUUAUAGCCCACCGUCUUCGGACGAUUGAGGACUGUGAUUUGAUCCUGGUCUUGAACCAAGGUCAUGUCGUUGAAAAGGGUACGCAUGAUUCUCUUAUGGCGGAAGAUGGCCUAUACACUGGACUGUGGCAAGCCCAGAGCGAACGUAUCAACCAGGAAGAGCAGGAAACGAAACAAGAAAACCCUCAGCAAUAG